Messenger RNA from Hemibagrus wyckioides, 4369 nucleotides. RefSeq names its product perforin-1-like. Gene Ontology annotation, biological process: immune response. The record is from RefSeq and is a predicted model, not a curated record. Gene Ontology annotation, cellular component: membrane attack complex. The transcript is spliced from 5 exons. Lineage: Eukaryota; Metazoa; Chordata; Actinopteri; Siluriformes; Bagridae. Bases 628 to 2388 code for a protein of 586 amino acids.
UCAUUCAUUAUAAAUAAACCUGUGAUUUGCAGCUGCAUUACUGUCAGAGCUGCUCUUACAAAGAAUCUGACCAACCAUCAUCCAGAAUUCAUCACGGCGUAAUGUUAAAUAAUAAACCUGGUCUACAGGUUAUGAGCUGCUCUCUUUUGUCACUGUCAAACCUUCUAAGUCUAAAAAGUCAUACGUUUUGAUCCCAGCAUCACCGAUGAGCAGUGUAUGUAGGGUCCUUGGUCUCACGCUUAAGUUGUAUUCUGUCUUAUUUGUGAGUGCUGAUUUAUAAGUGAGUGCUUGGUUAAGAUGCAUCACCUACAUGUGGUUUUUGUAAACCACACAGUUUAAAGAAACAUAUUCAUGUAAGAAACACGUAUACCCUCAUGUGUAUCAGACCGCACCAUUCUGGCUAAAGACCUCAAAGGUGGAGCCUGCCCUGUGUCUUGCACAUUUAUAAAUACCCCCACGUAGAGCUGAGGAAGAUCAGUAGAAGACCUGAGUAGCAUGCCCAGGUUAGCUUCGCUCACACAGACACAGCAAGCGGAGGUAUAUUUUAAGAUAGAGCUACGCUAUCUAGGGUGUAGUGAAACACUGACAUCUUUUAAUACAGAAACAGGAUAAACACCAAGUCCAGCCAUGCUGCAGACAUUGCUGAUUUGGGCCGUGUUUGCCGCAAGUCUCCUUCCUCCAUCCAGCCAGCGCUGCUUCAAGGCCAAUGAGUCUCAGUGUCAAGAUGUGGACUUCGCUCCAGGAUCUGACCUGGCAGGAGAAGGCUUUGACAUCACCACCAUGCAACGGAAAGGAGCCUUCGUCCUCGACAUGAGCACUUGGCUCAAUAAGGACAAGUCCUGCACUCUGUGUAAAAACCCCUACAUGGGAGGUCAAACUCAGAAGCUCCCGGUUUCUGUGGUGGACUGGAGACCGACUCAGAAGUGCCAAGUAAAGUUGUCCAGCUCCGUCUACGAGUCUAGUGAAUCCCUGGUUAGUUCCAGCACCUCCUCUAUUGAGAACAACUGGAAGGCAGGUUUGGAUAUAUCUGCUAUAAGAGGUCAAGCAUCACUGAUGCUGGCAGGCAGUAACUCCAAGCUGGCUGAAUAUUCACUAGGGAAAACCAAGAAAGACAAGUUCAGCUUCACCAGUCAUGCUGUUUCAUGUGGAUAUUACAGAUACAGGGUUUCGAGCAGUCCACUCCUGCACCCAGAGCUGAAGUAUAACUUCAAACGCCUCCCUGCAACAUAUGAUAAUCAUACAAAGCACCUCUAUUACAAGCUGAUUGACACAUUUGGUACUCAUUAUAUCUCAAAGGUGACUAUGGGUGGAGAAGUUCACUCUGUGACCAGCAUACAGCAAUGCCAGGCAUCCCUGCAGGGUCUGAGUGUGGAUGAGGUGAAGACAUGUCUGGAUGUGGAGGCUUCUGUCAGCGUGGGAAUUGCAAGCCUGCAGACUGAAUACCAUCACUGCAAGAAGGUCAUGGACAAGACUCUACACAGUAAGAGCUUCUCCAGCAGCUUCAGUGACAGGGAAACAAACAUGAUUGGUGGCUACACUCAGAGUGUUGACCUCCUAUUCUCCUCAAAUAAUGACCCCACGGCCUAUAAGGAGUGGGUUUCAUCUCUGCCUGCUCACCCUGAUGUGCUGUCUUAUUCAUUGGAGCCCCUUCAUGAAUUGCUGCCGACUAUGAUGCUGCGCAAGAAUUUGUGCAAAGCCAUCAAGGACUACAUACUUCAGAGAGGCCUCUGGAAAAAUUGCACAAGCCGUUGCAACAUCGGAGUGAAGGUUAAUACCAAGGAGCCGUGCAUCUGCAGUUGCCACAACAUCCCAGGUGUAGCUCUCAGCUGUUGCCCCACUCAGAGGGGAUUUGCUCAGAUCACUGUAACUGCAAUUAAAGCCACAGAUUUAUUUGGAGAUUACUUUACAAAGACAGAUGGAUAUGUCAAACUCUUCCGCAAUGGAAAGAUCUUCGUUGGCAUGACAUCUGUGAUCUGGGACAAUAACCGGCCAAUAUGGAACUGGGACUUCAAUCUUGGAACUGAGGACCUUACUCAGUUCCACAGUGUGAAGCUGGAGGUGUGGGACAGGGACAGCGGCUGGGAUGACGACCUACUCGGGGCGUGCACUAUUCAGUUGAAAUCUGGAGUGGAAAACAACUUCUGUAGCCUCAAUCACGGAACACUGUAUUAUAAAGUGCAGGUGACGUGCAUUCCGGGUUUGACCGGUCCUUCGUGCUCGGAGUACAAGCCCUCUCCUAUGGACGCACAUCUGGAGAAAGUCUAUGUCUCCCGCAAUGCUCGUCCGAUUCCCACAGGCAUGCUGGUGGAGAUGGGAGUGCUCCUCGAUGAACGUAUUCCUCGCUUUAACCAGAGCAACAUUCGCAAAAAUAAAGGCUUUGAGUUGUAGACCAAUUCAGUUCUUUGUGCACGCUUUCACAUUUUCAGACCAGCUAUUGUAAUGUUUAUAGUAGAGUAGGUGCACAUAAUAAUGGCACAUUACUACUAAACAUUUCCUCCUCAUUUGUGCUUCCAUUUGCCUUCUUUUUAAAGCCUAAUAAAAGUCUCACAAAGUAACAUACGGUAUUGUUAAAAUUGUGUAGUUUCAUGACUUAUGAGCGCUCCUUUUCACUGCUUCAAACUAAAGCCUAAUAAAAGUCUCAUGAAACAACCCUUUCAUAAUUUUUGCAAGCUCCACCACAUAAUUUCUUCACUUCCCAGCCCUCAGCACCUCUCCUAACCAUCCUCCCUUGCAGCUGAUGGUUUCACCACCUUUGACAAGUGAAUGAUACAAAAUUUGCUCGUUCUUCUCUUCUCCUCUUUAAUCUACACAUUCAGUCUUCUCCUCCUCUUGCUUUGAUAUGUUUUUGUCCUUUAUUAACAGAAUAGAUCCUGCAGACUAUCUGGUCUUGCAGUUGACUUGUCUUGUCUUGGUGGUGUCUGCAGCACCAAUUGCAGAACUCCCCAGAUCAUUUCACAAAACCUCCCUUUUUUCUCUUCUCUCAUUAAUGACUGCAUAACAUCUGGUCAUGUACAAAGUGCAGUCAAGGCAGCAAGUGUUAUUGCCAUCCUGAACUAAAUCAGGUGGCAUGAGGAGGAUCCACAUCUGCUCCAUGCUGUCUCUCCACAGGUGCCCCAUAUAGUGUCCCACAAUGGUCAGUGCUGGGUUCUCUUCCAUACACCCUCUAUUCCUUCUCAAUUGGUGAGGUUCUCAUUGAUUCCUUCUGAAUGUGGUAGCCAGGGAUGAGGUCAGCUGAUGACAGAAAGGAGGCAGAAGUAAUGCGUCUUAUACAGGGUGCAGCCGGGAAAAUAUAUGUAUUUCAAAUAGCCAAUAUGCAAUAAUGAGGAGGGCAGGUAAGCUCUGCACCUUGCUAACAGGCGGCAUAGAUGAUGCAAUUUCAAUAGCUGCAAUGCUAAAGCCUAGUGCCGGUCAGUAUGCCUCAGGCUUCUGAGAAUGACCACUCUGUGGCACUCUGUAGCUCUUGCAUAAGGAAGGCCAUGUGGUUUCCUCUUCAUCACAGACCCUGUUGUUCUGAACACUUCAACCCGCCUGUGACUGGUGUUAUGAUCAGGAAUGUUUCUGUGACACCUCACAUUGAAUUCUUUACGGAAAAGCCACUAAACAGCAAUAAUGAAUUCACUCCUUUGUUCACACGAGUUCACAAGUUUCAUGCUGCUUGUUAACAAAGGGGCGGAGCUUACAGUCCUUCUCGUUGCUGCAUACUGGCUGUUCGAGAAACGCACAUUUCCUCUGCCACACCGUGUGUAUAUUGAGUUGAUUUGUAACAGGCUUCCAGCAGUUGGAGUUGUCUAUUUCCUCCUCAAAACCUGGCAAUCAGAAGUAAGAUUGAAGAUCACGUCAACGCAGCUUCAUCAUGCAUUACCAGCCAGUUCAACUCGCCUCCUCUACGUCCACAGCUGAUGGUUGACCAUGCCACUACUGCCACAGUCACUUCCUCACAUGGGUUUUCAUACUUCUGCUCUGUUGAUGACACACAAAUUAUCCUCAAAAUAGACUCUCAAGGUUCGGCAUGACUUGUGCACAUUUUUAUCAUGGAUGGCAGAGCAUCAGCUGAACAGAGCUGCUGUACACAAACAUGGGAGGUGUCAAGGUCUUGUGAUCUCCCUGGACAAAUCUCAGAUCUCAUCAACUGACUUUGCUCACAAAGCCCAAAAAUACUUAUCUAACACCAUUCUGCACCACACUUCCUUCACGACUCUAGCACGGCUCAGAUGGACCCACAAUCUCUCAGAGUACAAGAAAGAAAUGGAUCAAGGUUCUUCUCUGUCCUGGUACCCAUGUGGUUUCCCCUAGAUGUCCAAACAGCUGAGUCGCUGGCUGUCUUCAAAUGUAGACUAAAGACCAACCCUUUCACCAAACAAUUAAAGCA